CUCACCUCUCCAAAACAAACUCAUCAAAACAACAUUAAAUCUCCAAUCACUUCAAAGAAAAUAAUAUACAUACCAAAAGAGUAUUACUAUACAAAUGGAUGUGGUAGCAAGAUUAGCGUCGCAAAGAGCGGUGGUGAUAUUCAGCAAGAGUACGUGUUGCAUGUCUCAUGCAAUUAAACGGUUGUUUUACGAGCAAGGUGUGAGCCCGGCAAUUGUAGAGAUCGACCAAGACAUGUAUGGGAAAGAUAUCGAGUGGGCCUUGGCCCGAUUAGGCUGUAGCCCUACGGUUCCUGCGGUUUUUGUUGGAGGGAAAUUCGUAGGAACGGCCAAUACUGUCAUGACUCUUCAUCUCAAUGGAUCAUUGAAAAUAUUGCUCAAGGAGGCUGGUGCUUUGUGGCUUUAGCACUCGUUUGAUCUUUACUUUGACCUUUGAAAGUCUCUUCACUUUAUGUACGUUUAAUUAAAGCAUAUGUGAAGAGGAACUACUUUGUAUUGAGAGUAAUUAAAUAUGUCUAUGUGGAGGUUGAUUUAAUGAUUAACUAUAACCCAUUAUGGGCGAGGUCGCAUAAACCUCUGUUUUAUUUCCUACUCCUUACAAAUUAAUUCACAAGUCAAAAAUACAUGCAACUUUCUCUAAGUGACCAAAUACCUCUUUGCAAACGAUUGAAUCAAA
Arabidopsis thaliana (thale cress) is the source of this 673-nucleotide messenger RNA. RefSeq names its product Glutaredoxin family protein. The coding region runs from base 95 to 403 and encodes 102 amino acids. The record is from RefSeq and is marked reviewed. Lineage: Eukaryota; Viridiplantae; Streptophyta; Magnoliopsida; Brassicales; Brassicaceae. The transcript has a single exon. Gene Ontology annotation, cellular component: cytoplasm; nucleus.